AUGGCACAGCUAUCUGAUGGCUUUCCUUCCCCAAACAACUCCUUAGAGAUUGUUACCAGGACUGUUGACGAAUUCAUAGACAAGUUGCAAGUAACUUGGGCUGUCAACGCUGCAAAGGGACUUGUUGAACUCAAGGCUGGUUCUCUGCUCUGCCGAGAAAUAGAACUCGCACUUCUCCGUGUCAUCGCUCAAACCGUCUCCCCCGAAAGUGUUUACGUCCGAAUCGGCAAUGAAUUGAACCUUUUCGAUCGACCUGCCUAUCGCGCAGCCAAUCCCCUUUUCCACACUAUCUUGCUCUGCUGCUACCAAAUGAUGCAAGGAUGGGCCGACGAAGGAUGGUUUGAAAAUCUUCCAACGAUUGAACAGAGUUUGCGGGACGUAGUUCACAUGGAUGCGCGAAGACUUUCUGGUACCUUUGGACUGUCAACACCGAUGGAUCUCGAGCUGUAUCGAAGUCUGGAACACACAAUGUAUACUGAUCAUUGUUUGAGAAUGCGUAUUGAUACCCAAGUCGAGAUAUUAGAGGGGAUUAUUGCGAGGUUGAAGGUUGGGGAGAGUAAUUAUGACUAA
Messenger RNA from Botrytis porri, 570 nucleotides. RefSeq lists its product as uncharacterized. The transcript has 3 exons. Lineage: Eukaryota; Fungi; Ascomycota; Leotiomycetes; Helotiales; Sclerotiniaceae. Bases 1 to 570 code for a protein of 189 amino acids. The record is from RefSeq and is a predicted model, not a curated record.